AUGGGAAAAAGUUCAAAAGAUAAACGAGAUAUUUACUAUCGAAAAGCAAAAGAGCAAGGUUGGAGAGCAAGAAGUGCAUUUAAACUUCUCCACAUCGAUCAAAAGUUUGACAUCUUCACGGGGGUUAAAAAAGCUGUAGAUUUAUGUGCAGCUCCAGGUAGUUGGAGUCAAGUUCUUUCAAGGAAGUUGUAUAUGCGCGAAACUACCUUUGAAAUUUUUGAAAAUUCGCCUGAAUCUGUAACGGAUGCAAAAAGCAAGGAAGUUGAUAAAGAUGUCAAAAUUGUUGCUGUCGAUUUGCAACCGAUGGCCCCACUCCCUGGAGUUAUCCAAUUAAAAGGUGAUAUCACUGAUUAUGAAACAGCGGUGAAGAUUAUGGAACAAUUUGAUGAUAAUCCGGCUGAUUUAGUUGUUUGUGAUGGAGCUCCCGACGUGACCGGCAUGCACACUUUAGAUGUUUAUAUUCAAGCCCAAUUAAUAGUUGGGGCUUUACACAUUACAUUUAACAUUUUAAGAAAUGGGGGAACCUUUGUUGCAAAGAUAUUUCGAGCUAAAGGAAGUGAAUUGUUGGUUUCACAAUUAAAUAUGUUUUUUGAAAAUGUUUUUAUUGCAAAACCUUAUAGUUCAAGAAAUAGUAGUGUGGAAGGUUUUGAUCCAAAAUUAGUAUCAAAAUAUUUAGAUACUAACAAUAAAGAUUUUAGUACUCUUACUGGAGUUAAUAGGAUGAUAGUACCAUUUUUGAUUUGUGGCGAUUUUAGCGCUUAUGAUUCUGAUACAACUUAUUCUUUACAGUUCCAAAAUUUCAAAACUAUAUGA
This is a messenger RNA of Onthophagus taurus, 813 nucleotides long. The record is from RefSeq and is a predicted model, not a curated record. NCBI's taxonomy places the organism in Eukaryota, Metazoa, Arthropoda, Insecta, Coleoptera, Scarabaeidae.